AUGUUUAUUCUUGUUCUAAUCGCUUCUAUUAUAUCAUUGAUUAAUGCUGCAGCCAUAGUUUCUCGCUCGCAGUCUUACCCAUCAUCUCAACCCGCUGUACUCGGUCCUAAAACCAGACUGACCAUAGGUAAUAAGGUUAUCGCUCCUGAUGGUUUCGAACGCUCAGCAACUCUUGUCGAUGGGGUAUUCCCUGGACCCUUGAUUGCAGCCCAGAAGGGAGAUGACUUUGCCAUUGAGGUAGUUAACGAACUCCAGGACGAGUCGAUGUUCAUGAGUACCAGCGUCCACUGGCAUGGUCUUUACCAGAACGGAACGAACUAUGCCGAUGGGGCGUCCUCCGUCACACAAUGCCCCAUUGCCCAGAAUCACUCCUCUCUACACACUUUCUCCGCCCCAAAUCAAGCAGGCACUUACUGGUAUCACAGUCAUUAUUCCGUCCAAUAUUGUGAUGGUCUGAGGGGCCCCCUGGUAAUUUAUGAUCCUCAUGACCCUUUGGCACAUAUGUACGACAUCGAUGAUGCAAGUACCGUGGUCACACUUUCAGACUGGUAUCAUACUGUGGCCACCGUCUUGCGCUACGUCAUAGGUCAUAAUGCCAGCUCUUCGCUUAUCAAUGGACUCGGUCGAUAUGAUGGCGGACCCAUGUCUGCUCUUGCUGUGAUUACUGUUGAGCAGGGAAAGCGUUAUCGCAUGCGCCUGAUUUCAAUGUCGUGCGAUCCCAACUUCCAGUUCUCCAUCGAUGGCCACAACCUAACCGUCAUCGAAGCGGAUGGAGAGCUGACCGAACCUUUGUUGGUAGAUCAGCUCCAGAUUUUCGCGGGUCAGCGUUACUCUGUGGUUCUGGCUGCCGACAAACCGGUGGAUAAUUACUGGAUACGCAAUCUUCCUAAUACAGCGAACGCUUCCUACGAGGGAGGAACGAACUCUGCUAUCCUGCGCUACAAAGGCGCCCCCGAGGUCGAACCGGCUACCGUCAAUACCGCACCCACAAACUCAUUGGCAGAGACCAACCUGCACACUCUGAUCAAUCCUGGUGCUCCUGGCAUUCCAGAGUAUGGAAAAGCAGAUAUCAACCUCAACCUGGAGGUUUCCGUCGUCGAUGGAAUCUUCUAUGUCAAUAAUGUCACAUUCAAACCACCCACCGUUCCUGUUCUACUCCAAAUUCUCAGCGGAGCUCAAGAACCCUCUCAGCUGCUCUCAAAUGGGAGCGUCAUCGUUCUCGAGGCCAACAAAGUGGUAGAGCUGACGUUUUCAACAACCGGACUAGGUGCACUUCAUCCACGAUGGAAGAAUUUUAUCGACAGGCUCACCACUGAAUGGAAUGGAUACACGAUAUAUGUGAGUUAUAUUGUGUUUCGUAUUAUCACGCAAUCAAUGACCAAUCUCAGUCCACUGUGA
Messenger RNA from Suillus fuscotomentosus, 1398 nucleotides. RefSeq names its product laccase. The coding region runs from base 1 to 1398 and encodes 465 amino acids. The record is from RefSeq and is a predicted model, not a curated record. The transcript is spliced from 7 exons. Gene Ontology annotation, molecular function: oxidoreductase activity; copper ion binding. NCBI's taxonomy places the organism in Eukaryota, Fungi, Basidiomycota, Agaricomycetes, Boletales, Suillaceae.